Poecilia latipinna (sailfin molly) is the source of this 1212-nucleotide messenger RNA. RefSeq names its product ring finger protein 11a (gene rnf11a). The record is from RefSeq and is a predicted model, not a curated record. Gene Ontology annotation, cellular component: ubiquitin ligase complex. Gene Ontology annotation, biological process: ubiquitin-dependent protein catabolic process. Gene Ontology annotation, molecular function: ubiquitin protein ligase activity. Lineage: Eukaryota; Metazoa; Chordata; Actinopteri; Cyprinodontiformes; Poeciliidae. The coding region runs from base 547 to 990 and encodes 147 amino acids. The transcript is spliced from 3 exons.
UGGAGCUUUUAUAAAAAUAUGUGUAUUUCAUUAUGUAUUUCUUGUUGUUGCUUAUUUAGUGUUGUAUCAUAUGAAAGAGCAAACUGCUCCCCCCUCCGCCCUCCAUAACUUUAUGAAAUAUGGGGUGUGUUACAAAAAGUGUGGAAGUCGUUUUUAUUCUGUGCCUUUAUGGUUUAUGCCGCUGUACGUCCUUGAAACUUUUAUUUUGAACUGCAGGUCGGAAGUGUAGUAUUGGCCAGCUUCCUCGUGACGACAUUUCCGGUUUGCUGCUUGUUGUAAAUACAGCAAACAGCUGGACGCGGACCCCUCUCCUUGUCAAACACAGUAAACAUCUGUGUCAGCUGCUGGAAUCAAAGAACCUGUAUCAAUCCGCGUUUGCGGUGAUUUGUCUGAACUCUUGUCUCCUGCCGCCUCCUUCCUGCGGCUAGCAGCUUCGAGCUAAGUUGCCGUCCGGUUGCUGCUCAGGUUGUUUUUUGAGGCUCAGGUUCUCUGCUGAGUUCUGCCCACAGAAAGAAGUGUCUUCUCUCUCAUGGUGGUUUUAGGUCAAUGGGGAACUGCUUGUUUUCACAAGGUGGGGAUGACCUUUCGCUGCUGAACGAUUCCGAGGGGGGCAGUCUGCCCGGAGAGCCCCCGCCACCUUACCAGCAGCACACCCCGCAGGUGCCAGUCUUCCAUCCUACGCCAGGCGAGAGUCGUCUGGCCAACCAGCUGACCGAGGAGGAGCAGAUCCGUAUCGCUCAGCGUAUCGGACUCAUCCAGCAUCUUCCCAAAGGCAUCUUCGACCCGGGCUCUGACGCCUCGGAGAAGAAAGUAAAAGAGUGUGUGAUCUGCAUGAUGGAUUUUGAAUAUGGUGAUCCCAUUCGGUUCUUGCCUUGCCUUCACAUCUACCACGUGGACUGCAUCGACCCCUGGCUGAUGCGCUCCUUCACCUGCCCCUCCUGCAUGGAGCCUGUGGACGCCGCCCUGCUGUCUACAUAUGAAACCAACUGAGCCCCGCCGGCGGCUGCUUCCGUUCCUGUCCAGAAGGACCGGCACCAUUUUUACCCUCUCUGUUAAACAGGUAGCCGAGGCGUCGUGGCCCUGCGCAGGUAUUUCUAAGGUCUCUGGGGAUGAAGACACACAUCAAGAACAGUUACUCACAUGUUUGUGUUUGAAGAAAUUUAGCCUUUUCACAGGAGGAUAAUGUGCCAAAUCGAGUCAGAUGAGCUAAAA